AUGCCUGUUACCAGAAGUAACGAGGAUUUGGCAGGGGCAGAUAACUUUGUAUUUCCUGAUGGUGUAGAAUUGAUUGGUGAUCAGGUUACAGAGAGGGCUGGCGUUAGUACCAGGUCACAAACCAGGCGGAAUGAGAGACAGGGCCGAAGUCUAAGUAGAAGCAUUAAUAGACGGGAAUCGCUCAAUGUAGGAGAACAGCAAGUAAGAAAUAUUGUGACAUCGUCCUUGAAUGAAUUCCGGUCGGAAAUCACAACGAUUAUUUCAAAUGAAUUAGGCAAUACACUGAGAAAUAUGAAUUUAGAAACGAAUUCAGAUAAUAGACGUCAGAAUCAGACGGGGGCACUAUUGGCUCAUACUCACGUGCAGACGCAAAAUUCCGAGAAGACGGUAAAUAUUAUAAGGAAUUGGCGUCUGAUCUAUUCCGGCAGUGACAAGGAUAUUCCCGUAGAAGAGUUUAUUUAUCGAGUAGAUAGGAUGACACAGACUACACUGGGAGGACAGUACGAAUUGUUGUCUUUGAACGCUCAUAUGCUUUUUGAAGGAAAAGCUUUACAGUGGUUCUGGCGGUACCAUCAUCUCAAUAGAAUAGUUGAAUGGUCUAGCCUAUCGGUAGCAUUGAGAACUCAGUAUAGGGAUUACUACAAUGAUUAUGAUGUCAAGGACGAUAUACGUCAACGCAGGCAAAGAGCUAACGAGACUUUUGAUGACUUUUAUGAUGCCAUGUUGACGUUGUCAGAUAAACUUAGCACUCCUUUGUCGGAUGAAGAAAUGUGUGAGGUGGUGAUGCGUAAUUUAAGAUCAGAGAUACGACACGAGUUGUUGCAUUUGAAUUUCAGACAUGUAUCUGAUCUAAGGAAAGCGGUAAGAAAGCACGAAAAGUUCGUCCGUGACAUACAGGUUCGCAAAAAGUUAUAUCAGGGUCGAGAUAAGUUGCAAAUUGCAGAAGUGGAAGAGGAUUUAGAUCGGGAUAGUGAAACUGAAGAUGGUGCUGAGGUUUGUGGCAUUAAAGCUCAAUUGAAAUGUUGGAACUGUGAUUCUAUUGGACACGGAUACAAGGAUUGCACCAAGGAAAGACGCAUUUUCUUGUGGUGUUCAGGAAAACUCCCCAAUGGAUGUCCUUCGACAGAAGAAAGGACAUCCAUUAACUCGACAGCACAAAUAGAGAUUUUGCAACCAGUUUUACAUUUACCAGACAAGACAACUAACCAGACAAUACAAUUACCCUCGGAAUGUACGAACAUUAAUCAAGAACAACUUGGAAAUUCUAGGACUAAACGUAAUGCCAUUCGAAUGAGGACUUUUUGGAAGAGUUUAAAGAAAUUGAGACAAUAUGUGAUUUCGUCAAUUGUAACAUUACAAGCUGACACAAGACCUUAUUUGCCGCUUACAGUUUGUGGACAAUUAUACUUUGCGUUACUCGACAGUGGGGCGAACAAGAGUGUUAUUGGUGGCUCCUUAGUUGAAAAGGUUCGCACGCUUCAAGGGUUUAAGAAAUAUCGAGGCGUCGUAAGGACAGCAGAUGGUCAAGGUCAGGAGAUUGUGGGUAUAGUGAAUUUAGAGUUUUACCAUCAAGGGGAGAUGUGUGUGUUUGAAUUUUUGGUUAUACCAACUAUCAACCAAGAUAUCAUUUGUGGCAUUGACUUUUGGAAAAGGUACAACAUAUCGAUUUCUGCUCAAGGCGCUAAUAGUGAGAUUGGUCCAGAAAAUGACAAGGCAGAAAUAGAAAAUAGAAUUGAAUUAUCAGACAUUCAGAGAAAGAAGUUAGAAGCCGUUAUAGAACUUUUUCCAAAUUCAGAUAGGGAUGGUUUGGGUCGAACUACUUUGGUCAGACAUGAAAUUGAUACUGGAGAUGCGAAGCCGAUAAGACAGCGAUGUUACCCGAUAUCUCCUGCUAGGGAGAAGAUAUUGUGUGGGGAAAUAGAUCGGAUGAUAUCUUUAGGAGUGAUUGGGGAGUGUCCUAAUUCCUCUUGGUCGUCUCCAGGUGUGCUUUUAGUGAAACCCGAUAAAGUAAGAUUUUGUGUAGACAGUCGCAAACUCAAUGCAGUGACUGUAAGAGAUUCGUAUCCUAUGCCAAAUAUUGAAGGCAUUCUGUCUAGGCUACCUGAAGUGCAUUAUAUAUCGAAAGUUGACCUCAAAGACGCAUUCUGGCAAAUUGAGUUAACAGAGGGAUCGAGGCCGAAGACGGCAUUUACAGUGCCGAACCGACCGUUGUAUCAAUUUGUCAGAAUGCCAUUCGGACUUUGCAAUGCACCGGAGACGAUGUGCAGACUAAUGGAUAUGGUAAUACCCUAUUCUAUGACAUCCAAUAUCUUUGUAUAUUUAGACGACUUGUUAAUAGUGUCUACGAACUUCCAGGAUCACUUAAGGCAUCUACAGGAAUUAGCGGCUCGCCUGCGACAAGCUGGUCUCACUAUUAAUGUGAAGAAAAGUUGUUUUGCUAUUAAAGAAGUUAAAUAUUUAGGCUACAUCGUAGGCGAAGGCUCUUUGUCAGUAGAUCCUGAGAAGGUGGAAGCAAUAUCGAAUUUUCCUGCACCUACUUCAGUGCGACGUUUAAGACAAUUCUUAGGAAUGAUAGGAUGGUAUAGGAGAUUUAUUGAGGAUUUUUCCACUUGCUCCUAUCCACUAACCGAACUGUUGUCGAAGAAACGGUCAUUUGUUUGGUCUAAGCAAGCGCAGGAUUCGUUUGAUUUGCUGAAGACGAAAUUAUGUAGUGCACCCGUCCUUGUUAAUGCAGAUUUCUCAAAGCCAUUUGUACUACAGUGCGACGCAAGUACAGUUGGUGUAGGAGCUGUUUUGGCACAGGUGGAUAAUGCGGGUAAUGAGCGGCCUAUAGCUUUCAUGUCGCAGAAAUUAAAUAAAGCUCAAAGAAAUUAUACAACUACCGAACUGGAGUGUCUAGCGGUGGUGUUAGCCGUGAAAAAGUUCCGAGCAUAUAUAGAGGGUCAGGAAUUCAAGGUGGUUACUGACCACGCAAGUCUUAAAUGGCUUAUGAGGCAGACUGACUUGUCUGGAAGACUUGCGAGAUGGGCACUGAAAUUGCAGGCUUUCGACUUUUCUAUCGAACACAGGAGCGGUAAGGACAAUGUGGUUCCGGACACGUUAUCUCGAGCUUUCGAGGCAGAAAACAAAGUUGCUGAAAUUGAUUUAGAGGUGGAACCAGCGAUUGAUAUGGAUUCCGAGGCGUUCGAUAGUGUGGAGUAUUCAAAAUGGAGGGAAGAUUUCCUAAGAUCUGGAAUUCCUGACUAUAAAAUAGAUGGAAAUCAUAUAUAUAGAAAGACUAAAUUUACGAGAGUGUGCGACAAAGAUGAAGUUCCACUGAAAAAGUUGGUGACAAAACCAAUAGUGGAUUACUUACAGAAGGAAAUCUUCGAUAGUUACGGGGUUCCAGAGGUAGUAGUCUCAGACAAUGGAACUCAAUUUAAAUGCAAGGCAUUUCAGGCAUUUCUAAAUAAAUACGGCGUUAAACAACAAUUUACCGCAAUCCAUAGUCCACAAGCGAACGCGAGUGAACGUGUGAACCGGUCUAUUAACGCUGCGCUACGUUCAUAUAUAAAGGAUGAUCAAGGAAAAUGGGACCAAUACUUGAGUAGUAUAAAUUGUGCUUUGCGAAAUAGUGUGCAUCAAACUAUAGGUAUGACACCUUACGAGGUAGUGUUUGGUCAAUCGAUGAUCACACAUGGGGAAGAUUACAAUUUACUGUGGAAAUUGAAAAUACUUGAGGAUGGUGAUUCGCAAAUGCCGAGAAUGGAUAAGUUUAGCCUAUUGCGUGACAAAAUUCAGAAGAAGAUGAGAGAAGCCUACAGAAAGAAUGAGAGGACAUAUAAUCUUAGAUCACGUAAUAGAAAGCUUGAUAUUGGUCAAGAAGUUGUACGUAGAAAUUUCCCUCAGAGCUCACGCAUCAAAAACUUUAGUGCAAAACUGGCUCCUACGGGAGUAAAGGCAAUAGUGAUCAGGAGAGUUGGAAACGCAUACUAUGAAUUAAGAGAUGUGUCUACAGACUUGAAACGUUAA
Molecule: messenger RNA, 4011 nt
Organism: Stomoxys calcitrans (stable fly)
Lineage: Eukaryota; Metazoa; Arthropoda; Insecta; Diptera; Muscidae
Exons: 4
Coding region: 1-4011 (1336 amino acids)
Biological process (GO): proteolysis; DNA integration
Molecular function (GO): aspartic-type endopeptidase activity; nucleic acid binding; zinc ion binding
Source: RefSeq, a predicted model, not a curated record